ACAUUUUUACGUCAGCACGUGUGCAGACUUGUAGCGUCAGUCCAGCUCGGUUCAGUACGUGAAUAUUUGCAUGCUCGCAGUUUGAAGAAACAAAACACGGACCCAUUUGUUUUUCACGGCGUGCACAGUUGUUUUCAAAGUGGAAAGUAUCGAGCGAUGAGGAAUCUCAUCGACAUCCACCGAGGAGAAGUCACAGGAGGGCUGGGCUUCACCUGGACCGUCUGACUUUGGGUGGAUUGUGCAAAAGUUCUCGGAACAAAAAGGCAGAGCUGCUUUUGGUAACUCAUGAAAACCCAGAGAGGGUUUCUGAUUUAAGGAAACAUGAUUUUGAGGAACAUUCAUCCAGGAACCUGCAGAGCAUGGCUGAGUCGGGCUUCAGUGAGGCAGGAGCUGUGUUCCUUCUCCUCCGUGCCCUCCCAGCCUGUUCCACCUCUGGCUCAGACCCUACAGGCCUACCUGAGGACCUUGGAGCCUCUGUUGCCCCCCGAGGAGCUCAGCCACACCCGCAGGAUGGUGCAGGAGUUUGGCAGGCACGGAGGCCUCGGUGCUCGUCUGCAGGAAGGGCUGGAGAAGAGAGCCAGACACACAAAGAACUGGAUCUCACCCUGGUGGGUGCAGUGGGCGUACUUGGAAGGCAGACAGCCACUGCCUGUGCACUCGAACCCAGCCAUCUCUCUGCCCAGGAGAGAUUAUAAUGGCUGGAGGAGCCAGCUAGUGUUUGCAUCCAAACUGAUCGCAGCCAUCCUGGACUUCAAGGCCAAAAUCAACACUGGUCAGCUGCCAGUGGAGUACAUGCGAGGGAAACCUCUGUGCAUGGAGCUCUAUCCGCUCCUCUUCUCCUCCUGCAGGAUCCCGGGUCCCAAACAUGACUACAUCGCCCACUAUGGCAACUCCCGCCGCUCGCCAACGCACAUCACAGUCGUCCGGAACUACCAGUUCUUCCAGCUGGAGGUUUACAACAGCGAUGGCUCUCGGUUGACGGAGAGUCAGAUCCACAGUCAGCUGCUGAGGAUCAGGUCUCAGUCCUGGAAGACUGACAAAGAGCCAAUGGGCAUCCUGACCAGCGAGCACCGUCACACCUGGGGUGCGGCCUACAACCGUCUGCUGAGAGAUAAACUCAACAAGGAAUCAGUGAAGCUGAUAGAGACGGGACUUUUCUCCUUGUGUCUGGAUUCUCCAGUCAUGAGGAUAUCAGAUGAGAAGUAUGCCAGCCGUAAAGCGGCACAGAUCCUGCACGGAGGCGGGACUUUCUCCAACAGUGGGAACCGCUGGUUUGAUAAAACGCUGCAGUUCGUGGUGGGCGAGGACGGCUCGUGGGGUCUUCUGUAUGAACAAGCCACAGCUGAGGGUCCGCCCAUAGCAACGCUGCUGCAUCACAUCCUGGAUUAUUGUGAGAAGCCAGACCCAAAAAGAGCCCCGCUGGUCCCCUUACCGAUGCCCAAGAAGCUCUACUUCCACAUAGACCGAGAAAUAAAGAGGGACAUCGAGCACGCCAAGCAGAACCUCGACAUCCUGAUCAAUGACCUCGACGUGAACGUGUUCAACUUCAAGAGGUUUGGAAAGGAGCUUCCCAAGCAGCACAAGCUGAGUCCAAACUCGUUCAUCCAGGUCGCCCUGCAGCUCGCCUACUACAGAGUUCACAGCGAGGUCUGCGCUGCCUGCGAUAUGGUCUCUCAGAGGAUGUUUCGAGGAGGACGGACAGAAUAUAUCCGCUCGCUCACAAAUCAGACGCUCAAGUUCAUUCUUGCCUUUGAUGAUCCAACAGUGUCGCGAGAAGCAAAGCUGCAACUGUUCAGAGAAGCUGUUGAUGCGUAUACAGCUCUGACCGAUCAGGCACUUAAAGGACACGGCAUUGAACGCCACCUGCUGGGACUCAAGUUGCAGGCCAUUGAAGAAGGACUGAGCAUUCCCAAAAUCUUCAUGGACACUGCUUACGGCCUGGCAACCCACUGGAAAAUGCGGACAGGGCAGGUGCCUGCCAACACAGACAGCGUGAUGUGUUUCGGGCCCCUCGUUCCUGACGGUUACGCCAUUUGCUACAACCCCCAGGCGGACCACGUCCACUUCUCCAUCACCGCUUUCAACUGCUGCGAGGAGACGCAUGCAGAGACAUUAGCUCUCACCCUGAAGGACACCUUGUGUCAUCUACAGGAGCUACUGCAGCCUACUGUGUAGAGCUGCUGCAGUCCAACAGGGCAAACCCACUACACCUGGAGAACAAAAAACAACAACUUUAUUUUCUUAAAACAACAUUUUGUAGAAGUCUUGAUUAGGCCUAUUUGUGACGUGGAUGUUUUCUUGUGCAUGCCCCAAACGCUUCACCAGAGCAGGUAAAUCUGAGAGGACUGAACAAAGUGUGUCUGAGUACUUUUUUGAUGAAGCAUUAAAUCACUUUCCUUUUCUAACAAGAGCUGAGCAAGCAAGCUGCGUUAUAGUCACUAAAAAAAGGAGCAUUGGAGGCAUUUUGUGUUACAAUAUCUCAACGUGAAAGCAAAACACAGUCAAAGCCAGUCUGACACUCCAUCGUUAAUCACAGCAAGCCAAAAACGUGUUUGUAAAGUAAAUGCACUCCUCUCACAUCAUGAGAUGACAAGCAGCGUUUCUGGUACAUUAUAUUGAGAACAUGUUUCAUGUGUCUGCAAACCAAUGAUCUGUAGGUCAGUCAGUCUGUCUGAAAUGGACCAAAAGCCAAAAAGCUGAUUAUUAAUGGUGACAGAGCAUGUUUGUAUUUAGUGUUUGUCUUGAGUUGAAUGUGAACAGGCUUCGGCCCCUUCGCUGGGGCGUGUCGUUCUGCUCUCAACCUGCAGGACUGGUUAAUAAAGCCUGUUUGUUAUCACAUGA
Molecule: messenger RNA, 2841 nt
Organism: Larimichthys crocea (large yellow croaker)
Lineage: Eukaryota; Metazoa; Chordata; Actinopteri; Sciaenidae
Gene: cratb
Product: carnitine O-acetyltransferase b
Exons: 15
Coding region: 322-2175 (617 amino acids)
Biological process (GO): carnitine metabolic process, CoA-linked
Cellular component (GO): peroxisome
Molecular function (GO): carnitine O-acetyltransferase activity
Source: RefSeq, a predicted model, not a curated record